Panicum virgatum (switchgrass) is the source of this 2602-nucleotide messenger RNA. RefSeq lists its product as uncharacterized. Lineage: Eukaryota; Viridiplantae; Streptophyta; Magnoliopsida; Poales; Poaceae. The record is from RefSeq and is a predicted model, not a curated record. The transcript is spliced from 2 exons. The coding region runs from base 1578 to 2354 and encodes 258 amino acids.
UCACGCUCACCGACAGCAUGGUCCCGCAACGCGUCGGGCCCCACAAACCAGUGUCCGCUGCGGCCCAUCGAUCCCCACCGCAAAUUGCCCCCACGGCCUUCCUCGAGUAUACCUCGUCCCCUCCCUACUAAAAGCAAGCAAGACGCGGAGGAGAGAGAAACAGGGGCAGAUUCUCCUCGUCGUCGCCGAGUUUUGUCCAGCAGAGGAGGCAAGGGCGAGCAGAGGCACCGAGAUGACUCAUAUCCUUGCCAAAACCGAUUAGAUCUGCGCUUUUUUUUCAUAUAUUUGCUUGUUUGAUCUAUUGUUGUUUCGAUUCUAUUUUUGAUCUGUUGUUUCGUCCUUGACUCGCGCGAACGCGGCAACCAGAGGGAGCGCGACCGCGAGCGCGCGGCAGCGCAGAAGCCCAACGCCAAGGGGCCCCAGGACGGGCUUACCCCGGAGCAGCGCCGCGAGAGGGACAAGAAAGCGCUGGAGGAGAAUGCGGCUAAGAGGUGCAGCAGGCGGCGGCCGGCGCCACCUACCCUCCACGGACAACAAGAACAAGGGCGGCGGCAAGAAGUAGGCGGUACUGGCGCCGCCAACGCGUGCGGCGCAACCUCUGUACGAUUAUCGAUGCCAUUAGCUUGUACCUUCGCAUCUACGUAGAUGCGAUGUUUGUUAGGUCAUAAACUCCUCAUCUGCAAGCUUUCAGUUACCCGAUACAUCAUGAAUUGGUGAUGGCAAUAAUACGUGGUGUUCUGGUUUUGUAGGUCAUGUUCUGAGUGACUUUGCAAUUGAUGGAUUUUUUUAGUAUCAUAACUAGCAUACAGGGUGCAUGAGCUAUAUUGUAAGAGAACUCUUGCCAUCUGUAAACAACAGUCUUCAAGCAUGUUGAAACUGGAAAAUAGAUGAGAGAAUUAUUUUCUUAGCCCUAAAAAAAUUGUGCUUAGUUUCUUGACUCUUUUUCUAUUGAACUUGGCUAUUUGGUCCCAAAACGAGUAAUUGAUUUAUUAAUAACAAUAUCUACUUUUCAGUAGCUCAAAUGGUAUGUUAGUGAUUUUUGCUGGAUCCAACAUGUGUAAAUAUGACUCAAGUGAAAUUUUCACUGAUUUACAUGAUCCUGUGAUUUUCUCUGAUUUAAAAACUGAAAAUAGAUUUAUAAAUUCCUAGGAGUUAUUUGUCAUGUGGGGCCGGACAUACCAGCGCCGGCCACGUAAAAAGGAUGCCGCACAAAGUGGCUAGAAACUAGGGAUGAGAUCAUUCGGUUGUUUCUGUUUCCUUAAGCUAGAAGUCAAGGACUUAUUUAAAGGAUUGUAAUCGGAUUAUAAAGGGUUAAGCAAAGUAUUAUCCAACCUCCUAUCUCUAUCUCUCUCAAUCUCACCUCCUUCACCAUUGGGCGAUCAGCGGAGAACCCCGGCACCUCUACCAGCGGCGGCUACGAACUACGCAGUCGUGGCCCCUCUACCCUAGACGCCAGUGCCCUUGACAACCUGGUAUCAGCUUCCAGGCGAUCCUCGUCCACCUCCCAUCCACCACUGCCAAACCCUAACCCGCCCACCACCACACUACUAGCCCAAAACCCAUCUGUUACGUCCUCCAUGGCCGAACCAACCCCGUCCGAGCUUGCGGCCCUCAUCACCAAGCUCACGGCAUCUGUGGAAAGUCUCCAGACCAAGGUCGAGGCGCUGCAGCAAGACCAGUGCGCCGACUCGUCGUCAUCGGGCGGUCGUGGUCCGUUCGGCGGCGAACACCACAAUGAUCGACCUCCGCGUUUUCAGAAGAUGGACUUCCCCAAGUUUGAUGGCAAAUCGGAUCUGCUAGCGUCCAUCAAUCACUGCGAGUCCUAUUUCCAUCAACAGCGCAUCGCCGAGGAGGAGAAGGUCUGGAUGGCCUCCUACAACUUGGAAGAGGCGACCCAGCUUUGGUACAUCCAAGUGCAGCGCGACCAGGGCACCCCGCCAUGGCGCCGCUUCAUGGAACUUCUUCAUCUACGCUUUGGGCUGCCCCUGUGCUCCAACCCCCUUGGCGAACUCAUGGCGUGCAAGCGUUCUGGCUCCGUCGUCGACUUCCAGGAGCAGUUCGAGGUGCUCCUUCUUUGUGCCGGCACGCUCACGGAGGAACAGAAGGUCCAGAUCUUCACGGCCGGGCUGCAAGCUCCUCUGAGCCUCGACGUGGAGAUUCAUAACCCGCAGUCUCUCGCCGUCGCCAUGAGUUUUGCUCGCAAGCUCGAGAUGAGCGAUCCGUGUGCGGUCGCGGCUACUCCAACUCCGACGACAUCACACGCAGGUCAACGUGGCAUCCUCCCCAUGCCACAACGCCUCGACACCCGCUCCAACCCCGUCGGCCACCCCUACACCGACCCAGGCGAUAGUUGAAGGCCGGUCGGUGAAGCGCCUGUUGCAGUUCGAUAUGGAGGAGUGGCGUCGCCUUGGGCUGUGAUUCAACUGCAAUGAGCACUUCGCGCGCGGCCACAAUUGCGUGUGCCAGUGCCUGUUCCUUGUCGACCUCGCGGAGGAGGAUGACGAUGCGCCCGUCGACACCGAGGAGCCCACCGACGAGACACCGCAGAUCUCGCUGCACGCCAUCACUGGCGUUCGCACCGGGGACACCAUGCAGCUGCAAA